AUGGAGGGCCAGGGUGAAAACGACGAACUCUACCCCAUCGCCGUCCUGAUCGAUGAGCUGAAGCAUGACGAUGUUCUCAUUCGUCUGAACGCCAUCCACCGCAUCUCCACCAUUGCUUUGGCCCUGGGUGCCGAGCGGACCCGGGAGGAGCUCAUUCCAUUCCUUGAUGACUCCGUUGAGGAUGAAGAUGAAGUCUUGACCGCAUUAAGUGAAGAGCUGGGCAAUUUCAUAGAAUAUGUCGGUGGUCCGGAAUACGGGCAUGUGCUCCUUUCUCCGCUGGAGAAUUUGGCCGCCAUUGAAGAACCCGUAGUGAGAGAGAAGGCCGUCGAAUCCCUCAACAAAAUCGGCGAGCAGCUGUCCGAAAAGCAGAUCGAAGAGUAUUUCGUUCCCAUGAUCCAACGCCUGUCCAAAGCCGAUUGGUUUACCUCGAAAGUCUCCGCCACCGGUCUUUACUGCGUGCCUUACAAGAAAGCCCCUACGCCCCUUCAGCAAACUCUCCGGCAAUACUUCGGAGGCCUGGUGCAUGACGACACUCCGAUGGUGAGGAGACAGGCUGCCAACAACCUCGCCAAGUUUGUGAAGGAAAUGGACACACAAGUCGUCAUUGAUGAGAUGAUACCCCUGUUCCAAUACCUGGCGAGUGAUGACCAGGAUAGCGUACGUUUGCUUACCGUGGAUAUUCUGAUUUCCAUCGCGGAGGAGAUUCCCAAGGAACAACAGCCCAGCCAUGGUGUUCUGUUGACCUCCCUACGGAAUUUGUUCGAGGAUAAGAGUUGGAGGGUCCGAUACAUGGUCGCCGACCGAUAUGAAAAGAUCGCGAAAGCUGUACAUGAAGAGGUUGUGACUCGGGACAUGGUUCCCUCGUUUGUGAAGCUCCUCAAGGACACGGAGGCUGAGGUCCGCACUGCAAUUGCCGGCCAGAUCCCUGGUUUCUGCAGCUUGAUUGACCGGGACACGCUUCUGAACGAGAUUAUGACUAGCGUGGAAGACUUGGUCUCCGAUCCAUCCCAGCAUGUGCGCGCUGCUUUGGGUACCCAAAUCAGCGGCCUCGCUCCUAUUCUCGGAAAAGAAGAGACUAUCGCCCAUCUGCUUCCUAUGUUCCUUCAGAUGCUCAAGGACGAGUUCCCCGACGUACGACUCCACAUCAUCUCUAAACUGGAGUUGGUUAACAAAGUCAUUGGGAUCGACCUCUUGUCUCAGUCUCUCCUCCCUGCUAUCGUACAACUGGCCGAGGACAAACAGUGGCGAGUCCGCCUUGCAAUUAUCGAAUACAUUCCUCUGCUCGCCAGCCAGCUCGGCGUCAAAUUCUUUGAUGAGCAGCUGAGCGAUCUGUGCAUGGGAUGGCUGGGAGAUACAGUCUUCUCCAUCCGUGAGGCUGCCACUCAGAACUUGAGAAAGCUCACGGAAGUGUUUGGUGUGGACUGGGCCAAGGGGUCUAUCAUUCCCAAGGUCAUGGCCAUGGGACAGCACCCGAACUACCUCUAUAGAAUGACGACAUGCUUUGCUGUCUCGACUCUUGCUCCUGUCGUCUCCCUCGAAAUCAUCGACAACUCCAUCCUUCCCAUCUUGGACAGACUUGUCACGGACGAGAUUCCCAACAUCCGGUUCAACGUCGCCAAGUCAUAUGCUGUUCUAAUUGACACCCUGCGACGGCUACCGGCAGAGGGCACCCUGGUAGACCUGGAGAAGUCCGGCAAAACCGCCACACCGUCACCGAAGGGCCAAGAGCUCAUCCAGCAGAGAAUCAUCCCUAGCUUGGAAAAGCUGCAAGAGGACGAAGACGUCGAUGUUCGGUACUUUGCCACCACUGCGACAGGCGGCCACGAGGAGGUGAUGCAGACGUCGCCCUAG
This is a messenger RNA of Aspergillus terreus NIH2624, 1851 nucleotides long. RefSeq names its product protein phosphatase 2A structural subunit TPD3. Bases 1 to 1851 code for a protein of 616 amino acids. NCBI's taxonomy places the organism in Eukaryota, Fungi, Ascomycota, Eurotiomycetes, Eurotiales, Aspergillaceae. Gene Ontology annotation, molecular function: protein phosphatase regulator activity. The record is from RefSeq and is a predicted model, not a curated record. The transcript has 9 exons. Gene Ontology annotation, cellular component: cytoplasm; protein phosphatase type 2A complex. Gene Ontology annotation, biological process: protein dephosphorylation.